AUGUCGCCUCAGUUUUCUGGCGCUCCUGCUGAGACUAUGGCUCAUCGUACCGAGAUGCAGAGUACUAUGCUCUCUCUGCCAGGCUCUCCUACGGCUAUGGGAUGUCUUCCGCCAGUCUCUCAUCAGCACGCUGAAACUGCCCUGCAGGGUGAGCAGGAGCAAGGAUCCCACUUUGACAAUGCUUUCUUCGAUCCAGAUGACAUAUCAUUUGAGAAACUGCACACUCAUGUUCCUGACGACUUUGACUGGGAGGCAUUCGAUAAAACGUACAGAAAUCCUCGUGAGCAAGGAGCAAAUGUCUUGUUCGAACGCCGCAACCUCAUCCAUACUCACAAUGCCCGUGGCUAUGGAGACAUCCAACGUCUAGCUGAUGACCAUGGCCACGAGACCCAGUACGCUGGAAUCUUCGAAAGGGCAGUUGAGACUCGCAACAAGGGUCAACUCGAUGCUGAUAUCUGGGGAAGUAUCAUCCAGUCACCCAUUCCUCCUAGUAUCAAUUCUGUUCUUGAGGAAUCCCCUAUCAAGCAUCACAACAACACACCCAGAGCCCAUCACAUUGAACAAGGAACUGCGCGUCAUGGGGUUGGCAGCUCCAAUGCUCAAGACCACGAAGAGAAGGAUGACAUUCCCAGUUAUGGCGACCCCUCUGUUCAGCAGCACGAUGUCUCAGUGGAGUCUAUCGGUGUUGGCAGUUCCAAUGUCGGAACCCACGAGGACACAGACCAUGCUUGCAGUGGUGGCACAUCUGGUGCUUAUAACGACGUGGAGAUGACCGAGAGCCACACAUGCGAAGGCCUCGAUGCUGGCACUUCCGUCGUCCAAGCCUGCGUUCAAGCUGUAGAAGAACCUGCAAAGAAAACUACUCCUCCCCUUGCCAAACAGUCGGAUGGGGGUAGAAGAAGAAAUGGCAAUCAAGGCCAAACAUAUGCUAGGAACGAGCCAAUUCAUUCAGACGUGUCCGGAGAGAAAGAUGAAACGUCCGAAGCACAGUCCUCGUCCCAAAAGAAUUCGGGUGACAGCACUCCUCCCGAGGCAAAUCUUGAGGACCUUAUUGACCCUGCUCUCACCGCAUCGAUUCAGAACCUUGUUCCCAAUUCGGAGACUGCCAACAUGGCCACUCAUCCGGCUCACAAUGCCGAAAAGGCAUACGGAACCCCUGCUGGCAGCCAGGAGACACAGCUGGCGUAUCCCUCCGGCAGCCAGGGUGUUACUACUUCUUCCAUGCAAGACGAGUCCCAACAGUCGAAUGGUUCGGCUGUUCUCGAUCAUCAUACGAACAACCAGGCACACCGGCCCCCAGCCGUGCAACAUUCGCAACGUCGAUCUUUGAGCUCCGCUGCGGCUCCCAAUCAUGUUGACCAAAGCCAGGAACAUCCUGCGCGGGACAUUUCAAACGAGCAGCAGCAAAUUCAACCCCGACCAGUUAAUUCUGCGAGACCUGCCCAGGGCCAGGCACCUCAAAGUCCACAUGCGUCCGUGAUCUCCGCAGCCGCUUCCAAUGAUCAUCAUAGCAGCGAGGCACACCAGGCCUUAUCGGAGCAAGCCUCCUCUGAUUCAGCUGCUGACAGACGUAAGAAACCGACAGUCGUCGACAAACUUUUUCCGCAAAUCAAUACAAUACCCGGAUUACCGACCUCUCAUGAUCUCAUGAACCCCGAGUGGAGCAGACCGGAAAUACAAACCACCGAAAUACAAACCAGAUUCGCGUCCUUGGAAGAGGCGAUGAGUGCGCUCGAUUCUCCCAAAGGACCCGGUCGCGACCCGCAUUUGGUAGUCUCGCAGGCCCAAAAGGUCGCGAUUGUGAACUCUUUUCUGCGGGCAAUGAUGAACCUCAAGGACGUCGACGACAAGGCAAAAACCACACUUGUGUGGAAGAACACUAUACGAAGAAAACCAGUGGAAAUCGAGGUCGCUUGUUGGAAUAUCCUUGAGGCGAUGAUUGAAUAUCAUCGCACAAUGCCGUUGCCUCCUCCAAAGGAGAAGAAAAGGGACAAUAAAGGGCGCAAGGAGAAUGAGGAGGACGAGGAGGACGAAGAGGAAAAAAAGAAGGUGAAAGAUCCCGCCAGAACCGGGGCGCUACUUUCCUUCCCGGACAGGGCUGCGGCCAUUGUCCGGAUCUUUCACGUCAGCAAGUCCACCUGCAAGCGGAUGCUAGACUACGGUGCCAAAUACAUCCGCGAAUUCGUGGAUGCCCCGCUGGACUGUCUGGUCCGGUGCCGCGCGAACGUUAUUGUCAACCAAACCAAGGGAGGGCAUAUCAAGACCGGAAGGGCCGUCGCGGCGAAGAAAGACGCAGCAGCGAAGGCAAAGGCGGAGGGGAAGGGAAAGGGAAAGGAGAGGGGAAAGGGGAAGGCAAAGGCUGAGGCGGAGGCUGAGGCAGAACUGCCAGUCGGCGGAGAUUCUGCUGAUGAAGCCCAUGAAGUCGAGGAAGCCGAGGAAGCCGAGAAGGCCGGAAAUGACUCUCAGGAAACUGUCACUGUCCAGGGUCAAGACAUUCCAGGUCAGCGUGGUCCCUCGUAUGCUUCGGCGGCACGCAGACAGUCAAGCUACGCGCACAGAGGACAGUACUCGCAGGGUUAUUCCAUGCAAGGCCAGACCAGUACCGAACACAACCAAGGCAUGAACAAUAACAGACACGUCCAAGGUAUAGUCUAUACAGGACAGUACCAAGGUGCGUCCAAUACCGGACACAUCCAACGCAUGACCUAUCCAGGACAGUCCCAUGGCGUGUGCUAUACCGGAUACAACAACAUCUUCCCCGGUGUGUCCAAUAGCGGCCAAAUUCAACGCACAAUCAAUGCCGGACAGCUCCCUCCUACAAACACCGGUGGACUUCGUCCAAGCAUGAACAACAUAGUGAACAUGUUCCCCAUGGAUCAGGCGUUGACCGCCCCUCGUCUUCCCUAUGGAUCACACUCCGGAUAUGACCAGCUCAGCAUAUCUCCUGAACUCAGUGCAGCAGCUGCUCCGAAUUCUCACGCUCCAAAUUCUCACACGUCAUCAAUGGAUUCUUACCUGUGGGAAGCAAGCCUGGGUAUGGAGAUGCCACCAGCGCCUCAACACCCCCUUCAACUGCCAACUUAUCAUCAGCCGACUUCGACUUCCAGUUCAGUGGCCGGCCUGAAUCCUGUCGUUUCGAGAAGCAUGGGGUCGAAUCAUGGUCUGCCGCUAAACAACCAAACGCGCGGCCGUAAGCGAGGAUCAACCGAAACUGGCACUGAUGAACACUGCCCUCCUACCAAGAGACGUCGUUAG
Molecule: messenger RNA, 3255 nt
Organism: Aspergillus udagawae
Lineage: Eukaryota; Fungi; Ascomycota; Eurotiomycetes; Eurotiales; Aspergillaceae
Exons: 4
Coding region: 1-3255 (1084 amino acids)
Source: RefSeq, a predicted model, not a curated record